AUGAAACCCCCCCUGGUGGUGUGCUUUCUUUUUCUGAUUGUGGGUGCCAAAACAGCGUGGGGUGUGCGGACACGCAACGCCGUCGACCCAGUUUACGGCGGCGGGGGAGGAGUUAUUGAGGGAGAAGGCGCUUCCACCGAUAGGAACGGUGGUAGCACAGGCGAUGAGGAAAGGAUAAAUGAUAGCUCAGGAGGAGACGCCCACGAUGGGAACGGUGACAACGGAAGAAAUGCCCAAUAUAAAGGCAAUGUUAAUGGAGGACACUCUGGAGUUGAAGUGAGCCCGAGUAACCAAGCAAACGUGUGUUCCUGUGACUUCACAGAAAGAUUGAACUUCAUUCCGCAAGAAAAAACCAAAGUGGUUUGCAACCUAAACCCACACCAUGGAGAAGAAGUGAAAAUAUGGGUCAAUAAAGAAUACGAUGUGAAGUGCUUCCAAAACUCUCGAGUCUACUGUCCGCUAAAAGACUACAUAAUGAACAACACAGACAUUGUUACCUUUUCCCCCAAAUUGAAAUACAAUAUACAUGACGUAGUGCAUAGGGAUAGGGAGGUAAAGGAGUAUCACCUACAGAUUGACAAAGAUGCAAGUGACAUUUUGUUCUUCUGUUCAAUCAAACCUAAACAGGUGUCCGAAUUACUAGAGGGAGAAGUCAAAAUAAAUUUGAAGAGAGAAAUUACUGAGCAAUAUUCAGUAGCAGCUGAAGAUGGAAUACAUGUGUGUGAUUUUUCUAAAGGCAAUUUAGACAUUUCUCCAUCAGCAGGAUUCAAUUAUAAAAAUGACAGAUCGGUUAGUUGUAUUUACCUUGUUAUUCCGAACAAAUUAUUUUUAAUUAAAUUACCCAAAUUAGAUAUUGUGACAAAUCAGCUUCUGCCCACUUUGGUUAACUGCUUAUCUGAAUAUUCUUUUAUUAAUUUUAAUUUGAAACAUGCGGAAGAAACGGAUGACUCGAUUUCUUUGCAUCUAUCCUUUGGGGAUUCUAAGAGGACCUUUAAUUUGUCCUGUGCAUUUGAUUUAUCUGAAUAUGCUGUUGAGCCCUGUUCUCUGGGAAAGAAGGGUGUCGUUACGUUUUACUUCAACGCUUAG
Molecule: messenger RNA, 1086 nt
Organism: Plasmodium fragile
Lineage: Eukaryota; Apicomplexa; Aconoidasida; Haemosporida; Plasmodiidae
Exons: 1
Coding region: 1-1086 (361 amino acids)
Source: RefSeq, a predicted model, not a curated record